CGCCCCCGGCCGCUGCCCCGCCAGGAAGAGCGGCUCCCGCCGGCCCGCAGAGCAGAACUGGGCUGUCCCCGGGCGUAGGCACCAUGUGCGGCAUCUUUGCUUACUUAAACUACCAUGUUCCCCGGACCAGACGGGAGAUCCUGGAGACCCUUAUCAAAGGGCUUCAGAGACUGGAGUACAGAGGAUAUGAUUCUGCAGGUGUGGGAAUCGAUGGAGGAAAUGACAAAGACUGGGAGACUAAUGCUGGCAAAAUCCAAUUAAUCAAAAAAAAGGGGAAAGUGAAGGCUCUGGAUGAAGAGAUUAACAAACAACAGGAUAUGGACCUGGACAUCGAGUUUGAUGUACAUCUUGGCAUCGCACAUACCCGAUGGGCUACCCAUGGUGAGCCCAGUCCCGUCAAUAGCCACCCACACCGCUCAGAUAAAAAUAAUGAAUUUAUUGUUAUCCACAAUGGCAUUAUAACCAACUACAAAGAUCUGAGAAAAUUUUUGGAAAGCAAAGGGUAUGAUUUUGAGUCUGAGACCGACACAGAAACCAUUGCCAAGCUUGUCAAGUACAUGUAUGACAACCGCGAAAGUGAUGACAUUAGCUUCACCACCCUGGUGGAGAGGGUUAUCCAGCAACUGGAAGGUGCUUUUGCCCUUGUGUUUAAAAGUGUCCAUUACCAUGGUCAAGCAGUUGGCACCAGACGAGGAAGUCCCCUGCUGAUUGGAGUUCGAAGUGAACACAAGCUCUCCACUGACCACAUUCCAAUACUGUACAGAACAGCUAUGCAGUCUAUGGAUCAUUCUGUUGGUGGAAUAUCCAUAGAAGUGGAGAAAGGUAAAGACAAGAAAGGAAGCUGCAGCCUCUCCCGUAUCGACAGCACCACCUGUCUUUUCCCUGUUGAAGAGAAAGCUGUGGAGUACUAUUUUGCUUCUGAUGCGAGUGCUGUCAUUGAGCAUACCAACAGAGUGAUUUUCCUUGAAGAUGAUGACGUAGCAGCUGUGGUGGACGGUCGUCUUUCUAUCCACCGGAUCAAACGCACAGCGGGCGACCACCCUGGGCGUGCAGUCCAGACUCUGCAAAUGGAACUUCAGCAGAUCAUGAAGGGUAACUUCAGUUCAUUUAUGCAGAAGGAAAUUUUUGAGCAACCAGAAUCUGUUGUUAACACAAUGAGAGGAAGAGUCAACUUUGAUGACUACACUGUGAAUCUAGGUGGGUUGAAGGAUCACAUCAAGGAGAUUCAGCGGUGUCGGCGUUUAAUCCUGAUUGCUUGUGGGACAAGCUACCAUGCUGGAGUUGCGACACGUCAAGUGCUAGAAGAAUUGACUGAAUUGCCUGUUAUGGUUGAACUAGCCAGUGACUUUUUGGACAGAAACACUCCAGUCUUCAGAGAUGACGUCUGCUUUUUUAUCAGCCAGUCAGGCGAGACAGCAGAUACUUUGAUGGGUCUUCGAUACUGUAAGGAAAGGGGAGCCCUCACUGUAGGAAUAACUAAUACUGUGGGCAGUUCCAUAUCCAGGGAGACAGACUGCGGUGUCCAUAUCAACGCAGGACCAGAGAUUGGUGUGGCCAGCACAAAGGCCUACACUAGCCAGUUUGUUUCUCUGGUGAUGUUUGCCCUCAUGAUGUGUGAUGAUAGGAUUUCUAUGCAAGAAAGACGCAAAGAAAUCAUGCGGGGGCUGAAGGUCCUACCAGACUUGAUUAAGGAAGUGCUAAGCAUGGAUGAUGAGAUCCAGAAACUGGCAACAGAGCUUUACCAUCAGAAGUCCGUCUUGAUUAUGGGACGUGGAUAUCACUACGCUACAUGUCUUGAGGGAGCUUUGAAAAUAAAAGAAAUCACAUACAUGCACUCGGAAGGCAUAAUGGCGGGUGAGCUGAAGCAUGGUCCCCUCGCCCUGGUAGACAAAUUGAUGCCUGUUAUCAUGAUCAUCAUGAGGGACCAUACGUAUGCCAAGUGCCAGAAUGCUCUCCAACAGGUUAUAGCGCGGCAGGGGCGACCAGUAGUGAUUUGUGAUAAGGAAGACACAGAGACAAUUAAUAAUAAUAAGAGGACAAUCAAAGUUCCUCAUUCCGUGGACUGUCUGCAAGGAAUCUUGAGUGUCAUCCCUUUACAGCUUCUGGCUUUCCAUCUUGCUGUUCUCAGAGGAUAUGAUGUUGAUUUCCCAAGAAAUCUGGCCAAAUCUGUAACUGUAGAGUAAAAGUGCAUCUGAAUCUUAGGGGUAUGGGGAAGUCAAUGGAGAGACUUUUUGGGUACCAAAAUACCUUGAUUUUAAAGUCCCCUAGAUCAAAUAAUCUUUUGCUAAAUCUUUGUGUAUGAAAUCACCAUAAUUGUUACAUUAGUGAUUGUCAAAUUAACUCCAUAUGCCAUGUCAAUAGCUUUGUUUUGUUGAAAGGUGUUCAUUAAGAGACUUGGUAAUCUUUUAAAAGAAGCAGUUGGUGGGGCUCUUUAAUAUAAUGAGAUAAUUUAGGUAUAAAAUGAACCUCAGUGAGAUAAUGCAAUUGACUAACGUAUCUGUAGUGUCUCUGCUAGUGAAGGUACGUGCCAAUGUCCGACACUGAAAUCAGAGCUGUAAUAGGCCGUGAAUGGUUUAGAAGAGAUUAUGUAAACUGGGCACAAUUUGACCUAAAGGGAAAUCUAGUGACUAAUCAGAAUCUCUCCUUUUAUGUAAUUUGGUUAGCAUGCCUAAAAUUAGCCUCCGAAAGGAUCUGGUCUAUGCCAAAUGCCUAGCAACUGACAAUCCUGCAGAGGCUGGGCCAAAAUCUGCUGUUAAGACAACAUAGUUGUUGCAGCUCAUUCAAAGUGAGAGCAGCAUCUGACCCAAAAUAGAAGGAACACUGGCAAAGUUCAAAGCCCAGCAUUUAAUAUUUGCAAACAAUAUCAUCCCCUUGUUGUUGGGGGGAGAAGGAGAAAUCUAGUGCUGCUGCUGUUAUACAAGAAACUUGCUCUAUGUUCCACAGCAUCCUUGUAUAUUUCACAAGCCUCCCUGCUUACUCCAUUCUAUGUGUCCUCAUGAAUGGAGGGAAUGGCACUGCACGUGACAGUGUCCAUCCAAGGAUAUUGACUGUGGGCCAGGAGAGUUGCCGGGAACAAAUGCAUGGCUUUCAUUUCUGCAGCUCAGGCUGCUGUUACUUAGUGUGAGUGACAGCAAAUAGUUUCAGUGGCAUAUAUGAUUUGGGUUUGAGAAUUGGGUUAGACCAGGAAAAUUAACAAAGCUUCUUGCACAAGACUACAAACAAUAUUUUAAGUAGCUUGCAGAAGAUGUUAAACAGCAAAGGUACCUUGAACUUCAACAAAAGUCUCACAUUGCAAAAGGAUGAAUUUCAUAUGGUCAGUGGUGGGUUUGAAGUAAACAGCCAGAGUUAAGAACUGUGUAGGAUGUAAAGUGAAGUCUGGAGCUUAUUAAUGAAACAUGAAGGUCACUCUGCAACAUUUAGGGACUUUUUUCUUCACAAAUGUAAUAUUUUGACCUUUGUAGAAGUCUGCUUUACCAGAGAGACCGUCCAACACUAGGGUAAGAACUUGGCUCUCUGAGUGAGUAUGCUGUAGUCGAGUGCUGAAUUGCAUAAUCCAGGUUAACUCAGACAAUUGCUCACACAGGUUCAAAGAACUGUGGCAAUGCCAUCUGUCAUUCUUAAAAAAGUGAUAUUAACUGAAGUAAAUAAUUUAAACUUCCUGAAUUUUUGUAUCUUAUUCAUAGACCUGUUCACUGCUUAGUUUUACCAUCUUAGCAAGAACUGGAAGCAUAUGUUCAACUAAACCAAUAAUGACUUGAACUUGAUUUUUCUUUAAAAUGACAAACUUGAGUACAGUUACUAAUGCGUUGUAUGCAGGCCAUGAUUUGUGCUGAGCUAUUAAUUUGUAUUUGGGAAUGAAGUAAUAAAUAUAGCAAUUUAA
Messenger RNA from Gopherus evgoodei (Goodes thornscrub tortoise), 3880 nucleotides. It is a transcript of the gene GFPT1, whose product is annotated as glutamine--fructose-6-phosphate transaminase 1. Gene Ontology annotation, biological process: fructose 6-phosphate metabolic process; carbohydrate derivative biosynthetic process; UDP-N-acetylglucosamine metabolic process. The record is from RefSeq and is a predicted model, not a curated record. Gene Ontology annotation, molecular function: L-glutamine:D-fructose-6-phosphate transaminase (isomerizing) activity; carbohydrate derivative binding. NCBI's taxonomy places the organism in Eukaryota, Metazoa, Chordata, Testudines, Testudinidae.